CUGAAGAUGUUUUCUUGUGGUUUGUGGCAUAAGCAGAACGCUUUGAUUUGGUUUCUUUCUACAGCUCCAUUUUCAGUCGGGCAGCACACAUUACUCUGCGUACAAAAUGAUCGAACACCAGAUUGCAAUUCAGUAUCUCCAGAUGAAAUGGCCGCUGCUUGACGUCCAGGCAGGGACCCUCCAGAGCAGACAAGCCCUCAAGGAUGCCCGCUCACCGUCACCAGCACACAUUGUCCAGAGCCCCCUCCCUUGCUGCACUCAGGGACAUGACUGUCAGCACUUCUACCCCCCCUCAGACUUCACUGUCAGCACUCAAGUCUUCAGGGACAUGAAAAGGAGCUACUCCCUCCAAAAGGUUGGGGAGCCCUGGUGUGUGGAGUCGAACAAAGUGCCGGUGGUGCAGCAUCCUCACCAUGUCCACCCGCUCACACCUCUCAUCACCUACAGCAAUGAGCACUUCACCCCGGGAAACCCCCCUCCACACUUACCAGCCGACGUAGAUCCCAAAACAGGAAUCCCACGGCCUCCACACCCUCCAGAUAUAUCUCCAUAUUACCCACUAUCGCCCGGCACCGUAGGACAAAUCCCCCAUCCGCUAGGAUGGUUAGUACCACAGCAAGGUCAACCAGUGUACCCAAUCACGACAGGAGGAUUCAGACACCCUUACCCCACAGCACUGACCGUCAACGCGUCCAUGUCCAGCUUUCUGUCUUCUAGGUUCCCACCCCACAUGGUCCCACCACAUCAUACUCUACACACAACCGGCAUUCCCCAUCCGGCCAUAGUCACCCCAACAGUCAAACAGGAAUCCUCCCAGAGUGACGUCGGCUCACUGCACAGCUCAAAGCAUCAGGACUCCAAAAAGGAGGAAGAAAAGAAGAAGCCCCACAUAAAGAAGCCCCUUAACGCGUUCAUGUUGUAUAUGAAGGAGAUGAGGGCGAAGGUCGUGGCUGAGUGCACCUUGAAAGAAAGUGCGGCCAUCAACCAGAUCCUUGGGCGCAGGUGGCAUGCACUGUCCAGAGAAGAGCAAGCGAAGUACUACGAGCUGGCCCGGAAGGAGCGACAGCUUCACAUGCAGCUCUACCCCGGCUGGUCUGCAAGGGAUAACUAUGGGAAGAAGAAGAAGAGGAAAAGGGACAAGCAGCCGGGAGAGACCAAUGAUGCAAAUACUCCAAAGAAGUGUCGGGCACUGUUCGGGCUUGACCGACAGACUUUAUGGUGCAAACCAUGCAGGUAUAUAACCACUGCGAGGCCUUUGGGAAACCAAAGUGUUCUGUCCUUCUGGUAUCUUAGUGUGACAAUUUAUUUUGACCUCCUUCCCGUCUAUUUCUCCCACUAGCAUCAAUGACUAAUGAGCCUCAUUCUUUGAAUUUUUCUUGCUGAUUUCACACUGUUUCCUCUCCCCACUUUCUCAUUCUCUCUUUGCUCCCCACCCCUGCUCUAACAAAUGACACUCAGUAUAUAUCCCCGGUGGACAGACUGAGACCACAGCCUUAACAUGGGCACCGUCGCUUUCCCUUUGAAAGCCAGCGUCCUGGACUGGCCCCCGCUGAUGCGUGCCUUGGUGGCCUGUGGACUGAGCAUAGAGAGCCCCCAUCCCUGAGUUCAGACUUGGCAGCAAUAGCAUUCCCAUGCACUUGGAGAAGUGCGCUGGGGCAGGCUCCUCCCUCUCACCCCUUUUACUCUGUUUUGCCUCUUUGGUUGUUUUAUGUUUGCAAACCUCAUCUGUCUGUACAGAGGAGCUCGGUCAGCUGACAUUGUUUUACAGAAGUGUGGCAUUGAGUGGCGUGCACCAGCUAAAGGGCUGCAGAGAGUGGGAACUGCAGUAGAACAUAUAUGUAAAUUUGCACAUACAUAGCAGUGAACCAGAUCUGUGCCAGAGUCCCAGUGAAGUUCUCCCCUAGCCUGCACCCUCAGGGAAAGUGUAGGAACUUUCUUCUCGGUGGAGGGAUGCCUGCUAGAUCCUGUCUGGUUUCCUUUCCUUUAAUGACCACCUUCAGUUAAAUUUGUUGUUUCUUUGUUCUGAUACAAGCAGUCUUUGAAUUUGGAAUAUUAUGAUGGUAGGUAUCUCGACACCCCACACACGCGUCCCUGUUUGUAGUGCCUCCCUUGUCACGUGUCCCUCUCCUCCAUGCCUUUGCCGUGUGCUCCGUGUCUAGACGUUAGAUCAGAUGUUCAUCCCAUUACGUGCAUGCCCACGAGUCUGCUGUGUCUCCGAUCCUCUCCUGGUGCCAGUGUGAGAGCCCGGUGAAGCGUGCCUCGUGUAGCAGAGAGAGGGCCCAAGGGUCGCCACAGACAGGGACACACGCGCCUUUAGGUGGCCACUCAGGGAGAGGGAUUCUCCAGUCCUCGUGUGGGAUGGCAGCAUUCACAGAGGUGCGAAUGCCUUUCGGCACAGUCCUGGGGUCCUCCCUGGUCCACAGAAAGGGUUAGAUGCCAAAAUUGGGAAUAUAGCAAGGACGAGCAGGGAAAACAAGGCCUGUGCUUACUCUGUGGAGGGCAGGGAAGCUGUGGGCAUUUUGUUCCUGCCUACGGAAAGGUCUCCGACCAGCCACAGGGACCACCCCAAAGGGAAGUUCCUCAUGAUCGCUAGAUACAGACAGCCAGCGUCACUGGCUACGCCCCACAGUAGGGCUGCUUCAGGUGCCCACUUUAUUUUAGCCAUGGGGUUGGCUGGUGGUUUGUGAAUCACUUUUUUGUUUCAGAAGCUGUUGCAGUGUGUUACACUUGGCUGUUUGGUUGUUGUUUUUUUAUUUAUUUAUUUUUUUUAGCUUCCUAGAAGUAAUUACUGACAUUGAUCUGGGCAGACACCCCUUCCUCAGACCUACCCACCACCUUGCUUAAAGCCUGGGGUGGGGUGGGGUCUUCCUCAGAGACCAGAAUUUUCUUGGUAUUUUUACAGAAAAAAAAAUUCUGCCAGGUGCAAACCUGUGGAGCUACUUUGUGUGUUUGCAGCAUGGUUUUCUGCAGUGCAGCUCUGAGGGCCUCACGUCCCUUCUGUUGUCGUGGAGGCCCACAGGCCCCUCGUCUUAGGACCCUCAUCAUUCCCAGCCUCCUUCCCCCCCCCCCCCCGCAGUCCCUUUUCUUCUGUUGGGGACAGUUUUUUCAUACUGUGAUGUAUUGGCAAAUUCAUUCUGCUGCCUUUUUGUAGGCAUCAUUCCAGCACAGGUCAGGAGGAAGGCUUAGUUUUCUUUCGGAAUAAAUAAAUGAGAUGGAGUCCCUGGCCCCAACCUGAGACUAGAUAGGGUAGCUAGGAGUGUGAGUUUUGAACAAGUGGUUACCUGUCUCCUUCCCCCCAACUCUUCCUUUCAACUUCGCCGCAACCACAUCUGGCUUGAUGCUAAAAUCCAUAGGACAAAAUCAGCUUAAAGAUAAAAACAGAAGAGAAAGAACAUUUGUAAAAAGCAGUCGCAAACCGAGGCAUUUCCUGACUCAUCAGAAACGUGUAUGUGUUCCAGCUGCCCUUUGCUCGGCCCUGCUGGGGGAGCAUCACUCUGUCAUCAUAGUCUUUGUGUCCUGUGUUCAAAAUGCCCCCCAUCCCCAUGAUUUGGAAACAUCCACACCAUGAGGAGGGUGGGAGGGGUGUGGAAAGCCCCAGAAAUGCUCCCCGCCAAGCAGGGCUCCUAGCUUGCCACACAGGGCUUCUAAUUCUGUUCGGCAUUUGAGGACAUUGUAACCAGACUGUUUUGAGCCCACCAAGUUGCUUUCCCGUCUUUUCACUCUGCCUUAACAGAGCCCGGAAUGCUGCUUGAUGCCGCUCCCCUGUCUUCCUGUUGUCCCUCCCUCUCCCUUGCCCUCUCCUCUCCUUUCCUCUCUCUCAUUUUCCCUUUUGCUUUCUCAGUUUUGCUUAUGCCCUCUCCCACCUCCUCUUCCUUUCAGUACUCCGUUUUUAAAAUGCAUGGACAUCUUAGUUUUGAGCAUGUUUUGAUCUGCAGGCUAAGGUGGUUUAAAACUGAGAGGCUCAAUUACUGUAUUAACUUUGGUUCCUGAGACAGGCACAGAACCCAUAGUCUAUGCCAGUCUGUCCAGGGGAGUAGAAGGAACUUUGCCAUGUGAGAGGGUGACAGGGGCUUGCCCUUCCUCACCCUGAGUUCUUCUGACCCACAGGGGACAGGAGGACCUGAGGCCACCAGCCCCAGUGGGCCUCAGCCUCUGGGAGGCAGGAGGACUGAGCAUGUUCCCUUCCAUCCUCCCCCACUUCCCUCUCCUGCCGUUUGCGGAGUCCAUGUCCGUGCUCAGAUGGGUACGCCAGCUCGCUCUGGGGCUCAGACCAGAGGAGGAACUCAGUCCGCCCCUCCCACAGCGCUCAGCGAUGCCGCCGGCCCCGGCAGCCUUCAUGCGGGCAGCUGGCCCGUCCAUGUUCGCUCACACUGGCUCACAGGCGUGUUCCCCGCCACGGUUGUGGCUACACCUCAGGGUCCUUGGAUUGAGCACAUGCCUGAGUCUGCGUGGUUUCUAUAGCAUUGGUGGGUCGAUCUCAGGAUCACCCCUCCUACCAAGUAGGAUCCCAUUCGGCUGGGAGUAAGGUGGGAGGGAGAGGCUUUGAAGUCACACACCCAAGUUCUUGAGUUGAUUUUCCCAACCUCAUCCUUGGAUGAUAAGGAGGACAGGCUCUGACAUUCGCAUUCCUAUUUCUUACACGAACAGGUAGUGGAGAGGGGCAAUUCUGGUUUUGGUGCAAGGCUGAGUUAGUCUUUCUGGUUCAAACACUCCUCCGAGGAGCCUGCCCAGGAAGGCCCUCCUGCAGUUCCCUGGCACUUCUUGGUCCUCACUCGCUGCGCCCUCUACUUGCUGGGACAAGAGCAAGACGCCCGUCCAUCCCAUCCUCACCAUUUCUCCUUCCAACCUUCUCACUAGGGGUGGGGGAAGGGAGGCCCCAACUCUUUAAAAAAAAAAGAAAUCAAAAAGCUUAAAAAAUCAAGUUUGAAUUCUACUUCAAUCCACAACCUGCAGGCCAUACAACCAGUUAUUCUUGUUCCUUUGGAUCAUUUUCUGUUUUUUCUUAUUCUUCCCCCUCCCCCACCUUUGUUUAUCCUCUUCUACCUGUUUUUGGUGGUUUUUUGGUUUUUCUUUUGUUUCGUUUUCUUUUGUUGGUUUCGUUCUUUUUGGUUUAUUUGGAUUUAUUUUUGUUCCCCGCCUCCCCUCUCACCUGAUUCUGACCUCUCUCGAUUUGGUGUGGUUCUUAACAGACAAGCCCGCGAGCUCUCUAGGCCCCAGCAGCCUCCCGGUGGUGGUGUGUUAAAACCUUUAAGCCUCGCGCUAGUGCUGCCUUCAGCUAUGUGGGCUCGACAGUCAGCGUUUUGAGAGUUUCAUAUUGAUAAGAGGCAGCUGGGGAAGGAGCUCUGUCUUUCUCUUUUAAAUGCACACACCGCACAUGCACACACAUCG
This is a messenger RNA of Fukomys damarensis (Damara mole-rat), 5388 nucleotides long. RefSeq names its product transcription factor 7 like 2 (gene Tcf7l2). Gene Ontology annotation, biological process: canonical Wnt signaling pathway; regulation of transcription by RNA polymerase II. Gene Ontology annotation, molecular function: RNA polymerase II cis-regulatory region sequence-specific DNA binding; DNA-binding transcription factor activity, RNA polymerase II-specific. Gene Ontology annotation, cellular component: catenin-TCF7L2 complex; beta-catenin-TCF complex. The record is from RefSeq and is a predicted model, not a curated record. The transcript is spliced from 11 exons. The coding region runs from base 107 to 1339 and encodes 410 amino acids. NCBI's taxonomy places the organism in Eukaryota, Metazoa, Chordata, Mammalia, Rodentia, Bathyergidae.